AGGACAAGAUGAGGUGGGGCCUUGCUUUCCUCCUACCCCAUCUGUUCGUUCUCAGCUCUGCUGUUGGAGGAUUGGAGAAUCGGAGCCUCUGGACCUCUGACUUUCCGGAGGCUUUGACUGUAGCUCCAACUUCAGUUUUAACUUGGCCAAAAGGCCAUGCUGCAGCCACAGCUUGGCCAAAAGGCCAUGCUGCACCCCAGUCAUUUUCCAAUUUCACCGGCUCUGUGGAUGAACGUGGAACCUGCCAGUGCUCUGUUUCUCUGCCAGACACCACCUUUCCUGCGAACCGAGUGGAACGCUUGGAGUACAUAGCUCACACCCUGUCUGUGAAGUUUGAGAAGGAGCUUUCUAAAGUGAAGAAAUAUGUUCAAUUAAUCAGUGUGUAUGAAAAGAAACUCUUAAACCUAACUGUCCGAGUAGAGAUCAUGGAGAAGGAUAGCAUUUCUUACACAGAACUGGACUUUGAGCUGAUCAAGAUAGAAGUGAGCGAGAUGAAGAAACUGAUCAUACGGCUGAAGGAGAAUUUUGUUGGAAGCACAGAAAUUGUUGACCAGCUGGAAGAGGAGAUAAGGAAUAUGUCUCUCCUGGUAGAGGAUCUGGAGACACUAGACAAAAACAAUGUCCUUGCCAUUCGCCGAGAAAUCGCGGCCCUAAAGAACAAGCUGAAGGAAUGUGAGACCUCUAAAGAGGAAAACUAUCCAGUCAUCCUGCCUCCUGCUCCAGGAAGCUGUAGUCACGGUGGUGUGAUGAACAUCAGCAAACCGUCUGUGGUUCAGCUCAACUGGAGAGGGUUUUCCUUUCUUUAUGGUGCCUGGGGUCGGGAUUACUCUCCCCAGAAUCCAAAGACAGGGCAGUAUUGGGUGGCGCCUUUGGAGACGAAUGGGAGGACAUUGCAAUAUUACAGACUCCACGACACUCUGGAUGAUUUGCUAUUGUACUCAAAUGCUCGAAGCUCUCAGAUUGGCUAUGGCCAAGGCAGUGGUACAGCAGUUUACAACAACAACAUGUAUGUUAAUUGGUACAACACUGGGAAUAUUGCCAGAAUUAACCUGACCACUAACAGGGUUGCUGUGACUCGAGCGUUGCCUAAUGCUGCCUAUAAUAACCGUUUUUCAUACGCUAAUGUUGCUUGGCAAGAUAUUGACUUUGCUGUGGAUGAGCAUGGACUGUGGGUGAUUUAUGCCACGGAAGCCAGCACUGGUAACAUAGUGAUAAGCAAACUCAAUGACACCACCCUCGAGGUGCUGAAUACUUGGUUUACGAAGCAGUACAAACCGUCUGUUUCUAAUGCCUUCAUGGUUUGUGGGGUUCUCUAUGCCACCCGUACGUUGAACACCAGAACAGAAGAGAUUUUUUACUACUAUGACACAAACACAGGGAAAGAAGGGCAUCUGAGCAUUACAAUGAAUAAGGUGAAGGAAAGAGUGCAGAGCAUCAAUUAUCACCCCUUUGACCAAAAACUCUAUGUCUAUAAUGAUGGCUACCUUCUGAAUUAUAAUCUUAUCUUCCUACAGCAACCCCAGGAAACUGCUAGGCAUUAGGAUGAAAUAGAAAUAAAAUGUUUGUUGAAAAUGAUCUCCACUUUUUACAUAUCUGUAGAGGAAUCUAGAAGUGUGUUUCUUUAGCAGUGAUAUUUAGGUGCAUAGUUCUACCACUCUAGGGACUUAGGAUAUUUGCUCUCAUUUGAUGAUGAUUUCUCUUGAGAGUCAUCUGUGUUUUGGGAUGCACUUCCCAACUAAAAUAAAGUUCUUCUAGGGUGGGAUUGUCAGAGGUCUGGGGUACCAUGGGUCUAAUAAAACCUGUAGUGAGGUGACAUCUGGAAAUUACAGAGAACUCAGUAUGGAUUCUAGGGAUUCUUUGUACAGGAAAAUUUGCUGAAUGACCAUCCUUAUCCAUGUAGCCUCACUGAUGCAUGCCUGAAAGCAACCUGGGGCUUAAUUAGGCAGAUUAACAUCUGAAGGAGGUUGAGGGACCAAAUUUCCCCUAAGCUCCUGGAAAGACACUUUGUACAUACCAGUCAAGUAAAUUUUACCUGCUAAAUUAUAUAUGCAAGGUGCUCUGAGUUUUCUGGAGAAAAGACCUUUUAUGCACUAAGUUGUACACCCCAAAUAAAUCUCAGGAAGAUCUUCGGAUGAGGUUCUGGACUUUACUUUUCUCUCAUUGUCCACCUACAGAAGAGUCAGUGGAAUCCUCUACCUUGUAAUUUAAUUCCAAAGCAGUUCAGAAAUUUAGAACCAGUCUGACCAACCAAUUCCCCCAACCCCCCUCUACUGCUUGCUUUUUAUUAUUUAAAAAAUUUAACCAGUUUUCUAUGGAACAGAUAUAAGUAAAAAAAAUAAUUUUCUUUUGUCUUAUUAUGAACUUUUAUUUACGUGGCUCUAAAAUUGUAAGAAAAUCAGAUGACUAUGAAAAAAUGAUGGCAUUUCUGGUUCUAAAAUAGAGACCUAGGAGCAUACAUGAGGCAUUCACUGACUUCAACUGUUUCACGUGACUUUUGUCUUUGUGGGGAACUCGUAAGAAAACAAAAUUUAAAAGUUUUUUUUUUCUUUUUCCAGGAAGGGAUGUAGGAAAUCUAAGAAAUCUGUGCAGUGGUUUAAAGCCUUGUGGGCUGGGUACUUCCAUGCUUUUGGAUGGCUUUAUCAUCUGGUUGUGGCUAUUUUCUAUUUAUGUUCAAGUUCUUGUGUAUAGAAUUGGAUCAAACACUGUACUUCUCCUUUUUAAGUAAGUGAUUAAAGUGUGCUUUGAAAAAUUCA
This is a messenger RNA of Marmota monax (woodchuck), 2753 nucleotides long. RefSeq names its product olfactomedin 4 (gene Olfm4). The transcript has 5 exons. Lineage: Eukaryota; Metazoa; Chordata; Mammalia; Rodentia; Sciuridae. Bases 9 to 1541 code for a protein of 510 amino acids. Gene Ontology annotation, biological process: signal transduction. The record is from RefSeq and is a predicted model, not a curated record.